GAAAAAAAAUUAAUAUUAACAUUUCAGAUGCCUGUUUUGUGCAUUUGAUCAUUUUUCAUCUCUAGACCGAAUAAAAACUGUUACCAGUAUAAAAACAAUGUAAAGGGCAAAGUAAUCCACAAAGCGUACCACACUGUAUAUAAAUCCUUAAUUUUGACAUUGUUUGAAGCCCCUAGGAUAUCAAAUUACUUUUUUAUCAACUUCACACCAUGAGGUUAUCGAAAAUAUGACGAAUUCAUGACUUUAUGGAUGCUGAAACAUAUGGAUUGACUCUUAUUCACCUCUUCUUAGGACUUACCACACAAUAUUGCCAAUUCUUCGUCUUCCAUCAACUUUAUGAUUUUCAUCGUAAAUGAUUAGGAGUUGUGCAUGUUGAUUUACUAAUGUCAUUCCAUUUGUUCAUUAGCUUGCCGCACUUACAUAUAUAAUUUUCAUUUAAUGCCUAUUUUUGAGAAAUACUGUUCUAUUUUUUACGUUUCCAGCGAACCCUUAACAAAACUUAAUGAGAUAUUCCCCAUGAACUUUUUAAUAGUACUUAGUCCAUUCCAAGGCCUCAGCCAAUCUCAAAAGCAUUCCUAUCGAAUUUUCAUAGUAGUUGUAUGAUAUUGAAAUCGACGCUCAAAACAUUUGUUCGGGCUCAACGUACCACCACUUCAUCCGAUAUCAGGAGGAUACCUUCGUCCGGAAUAACUAAAUACUGGGAUAUUUGUCAAAAAAACAUUUGAUGGUGUAUGAAAUGCCGUGAUGGAUGACCAAGAAACGAUAAACCACCGCAUAUUCGUGCUAGUUGUAGCCCAUAUUUAGAUUGGAGGAAGUUUCUUCCAUAAAACGAUGCUUCCAUGGGCUUAGAUGAGCGUCUUCAAUAUCUGUAGGCGCUAGUUGAACGAAGAAUUUACCUAUAACUUGCACUUUAAGCGAACUAUGGUUGAGGGAAAGGGUUGACGCGACGAUUUUGACGAUAAAAAAAGCCUUCACAUUGGAAGUUGAAAUCCCAAUUUAGCAUUUUUUGUACUGAAUUAUGAAGUGGGGUAUGUAUUGUUCCUUUCAAGUAGUGACUGAUCUUAUAUUGAGGACGGUGAUAUAAUGGAUUUAUACAGUACGAGCAUAUUUUUGCAUCUUUCUCAUGACUUCCUCAAGAUGGCAAAUUAUUUUAUAGAAAUAUAUACAUAUGUGGCGUUUGGUUAACUAUGAUGGAAAAAAGACAUCAAGUCGGCCUUCACGUCGGUGUCGCUAUGCUUCCCUUUCUUCUAAUUUCAUGACACCUGCUUCGGAUUCUGAGUGUAAGGUUCCCAUAAAUGGUAAGCAGAUUACGAAGCUGGUGAAGAAUUUGCGGCGUACUGCGUGUGCUCUUCGCUCAAACAAUAUGCUUCAAUUCGAGAAGCUACUACAGUUCGUGGAGCAGUUCGUAAGGAGUUUUUUAGACCUUCAUCUCUACCCUACUAUUUGUGAAGGUGAAACUAAUCGUAACAACAUCGAGGACCAGAAUCAAGAAAAUUUACCAUUUCCUUCCAUUCGUUUGAUUGCUCUGGGUAUCGGUCCUUUUGAUCGACAACAGGACCAACAACAACAUUUAGCUGGAUUUUUGCAAAUGUCUGCUUUCCUAGCCUUGCGGGAUGCUUGCCAACGGGCCAUCAAUUUGAUCUCUGGCGAGUUCGCGCAAUCGCUUUCAGUUUCUACCGGAGCCGUGUGUGAUGCGAAGGAUGGCAUGAAUGGCGCCGCGUCGUCCCCGCCGCAACAACAUGUGCCUCACUCACACUCCCAACCUACGAAUAAAGAUGUCAUUCAUUUCCACACCUGCUUCUACGACCCCAUCUGCGGUCCACUGCAUCGCCUUUGUUGCCAGCGGUUGGCUAUCGAGGUCGAGACGCACAACACGUGUGGGGUCUAUCGUCCAGAGAAUACAAGCCAGCUCGUGAUCGUCUUCGCCCCGCACUGCCCCUGGGGCUUACUGCACAACCUCCUCGUGGCCAACUGGCCAUCUUCAUCAUCCCCGACAAAGGGCGAGCGGCACUCAGGCUCUGGGGGCCAUAUUUGUAACAAACCCGCCCUCCCCCUGCGUCGGGUGCUUCUCUUCGCGAAUGACCUCCGCGGCUUCCCGUUCGCCCCGGGGGAGCCCUCCGCGUGGGCGCUGUGGAGUCUCAGUCAUGAGGGGUUGCGGUCCUGCUUGGCAAUCGAGCCCUUGCGGGGCCAAACGCGAGGGAAGGCUACACGAUCUCGAACUCGUCCAAUAGAUGCGUCGACGUCCAUGGCGUUAGCGGCGGACGGCGAGUAUGCCAGGCUCCGGGAUCGGGACCUCGCGGAGGAGUCGGCCGAGGCGACCCUUGGGGUAAGCCCGCAAGGCCUGCUGGCGGCCUUCUCGGACCUUGCUUUUAUGUGUGUUAAAGAGGAACUCAGUGAUACGGAAAUCACGGCGCGUCUGCGCCCAGGGACCCGAAGUCUGACACCUUUGACCCAAUCUCAGGAAUUGCACUGA
Messenger RNA from Phytomonas sp. Hart1, 2473 nucleotides. The record is from the annotation of a GenBank genome assembly. NCBI's taxonomy places the organism in Eukaryota, Euglenozoa, Kinetoplastea, Trypanosomatida, Trypanosomatidae.